UUGUUUUCAUUUUGCACGCGAAGCAGGAAAACUCAAGUGAAAUUUAAAUUUGAAGUUAUUAUUUGCCAGCAACAUGGGCUAGUCUCGCCAGUCGAAGUUUUAACUAUUUUCUCACUUUUUAUUUUAUUAAUUGACGAAGGAUAGGAAAAAUCAGGGAAAAAUCAACGCAAAACUUGCUACAAUUCCAAGUGAUAUUCCAUAUUUACUUUUAAAUCGUCGCAUUUUUCUUCAAAUCAUAGAACAAAGAACAAAAAUUCCACCCCAGUGAAACAAUUCGCUUAAAAUUUAUUUAUAAUUAUUGCUGAUUAAAUUAUAAAACGAGAUAGACUUGAAAUUAUACACAGCGUGUUUGAAAGGAAAAAUUAUAAAAGGCAGUGAAAAAGUUUCCAACCAAACUGCACCUCUCAAAGCUUGUCCGGAUGGCGUCCCAGGCCAGUGGACGUUCAUCAGGAAUCCGGACGCUGGCGUUCAUGGACUUGGAGACGACGGAUCUUCCGCACGCAGCGUCCCGAGUCCGCGUCACCGAAGUGGCCGUCGUGGCCGUGUCCACGGCGGACCUUUUGGCCGCCCGACCCAGGCCGCCACGCGUCCAGCACAAAGUGACCCUCUGCGUCGACCCUCGCCUGCCCAUCCACCCGACGGCCUCCAAACUGACCGGCCUGGACAACUUCCUGCUCGAAGGUCAACCCUAUUUCGACGAGACGACCUGCGCCACCCUGGAGACCUUCCUCGGACGGCUGCAGCAUCCGGUGUGUCUUCUCGCGCACAAUGGGCACAUCUUCGACUUCCCCAUGCUCGCCAAAGAGUUCAAGACUUUGAAUAGGCCAUUUCCCAAUGACAUGCUUUGCGCCGACACCCUUCACUACUUCAGGCAGGCGCUCAAUGGAGGUCCCUCAAAACCAACCAAAGCCAUAAGACGCCUGAAUUUUGGUGAAUCAACUCAACUGACCCAGCAGAAGACGCCAAACAAGCAAAGUCCCAAAAAGUCAAAUCUGGACGAUUUUGACUCGACUGAAUUGGACGCCGAACUUUCCGCAAUUGCCGAUGCGGUGGAGCUUUCGUUCCAGAAAUCAGACAAGCCCAUCCCAGCGACCCCUUCGCAGUUGGCUGCAGUUCAGGAACAAACUCCUCAACGACGCACGUCCUACCGCUUGGGCGACGUGGUCGAUCGCCUCGUUCCGGAAUUCCAGGCGACGGCGCUUCAUUCCGCAGAGGGUGACGUCAUGGCCCUUUUGCACUGUGCGGCUGUUGUGGCUCAGGACUUGGUGCCGUGGGUCAAUGAAAAUGCGCGUCCUUUUCCACAGAAGAAAUAAGUUUUUUUUUUUUAAAUUUUAGACUGAGGCAAUGUUUAAACUUGUAUAAAAAUGAAAACUGAUGUAUUCCCAGUUGAAUCUGCCCAAAAUCUCAAAAAUUGUUGGAGCAAAACAAUAAAGAUCUGGUAUUUAUUAAAAAAAUUAAAAGAA
Messenger RNA from Neocloeon triangulifer, 1463 nucleotides. Its product is annotated as three-prime repair exonuclease 1. Gene Ontology annotation, biological process: DNA catabolic process. The record is from RefSeq and is a predicted model, not a curated record. NCBI's taxonomy places the organism in Eukaryota, Metazoa, Arthropoda, Insecta, Ephemeroptera, Baetidae. Gene Ontology annotation, molecular function: nucleic acid binding; 3'-5'-DNA exonuclease activity. Gene Ontology annotation, cellular component: cytoplasm. The transcript has 4 exons. The coding region runs from base 420 to 1313 and encodes 297 amino acids.